Molecule: messenger RNA, 1278 nt
Organism: Bursaphelenchus okinawaensis
Lineage: Eukaryota; Metazoa; Nematoda; Chromadorea; Rhabditida; Aphelenchoididae
Source: the annotation of a GenBank genome assembly
AUGUCCUCUCUCUACAAUCGCCUGACAUUAGACACUAAAAAAGCUGUAGAUUUGGCUGCAAAAUUUGGCCAAAAUAUAGCUUUAAACGCCCGUGAAGCUUACGAAAAGUUCUUUGUUCAUAUACUGGAGUAAGUUUUGUUUUUUGUUACUGUGGUUUCUUGUGCCCGGCACAAAGGAGUUGCAUCAAGCCAAGGAUUGUAGGACGUGGUCUAAUAUAAAUAGUAUCAAAGAGCAUAAAAAGAUAUUAGCAAAAGCAUUAUCCAACGCUAAAUUUGUUAAAAAACGUUUUAAACAUGUAUAGUAAUCUCCCUUACAGGUUCAACAAGACGUAUAAUACUGAUGCGGAAGUGAAAUUCAGGUUUAAUGUUAUAAAGGAAGCCUUUAAAAAAAUUGACAAGUAUCAAAAGGCGAAUCCAGAAGCCCAGUAUGGCUUGACUCAAUUAUCUGACUUGACCGAUGACGAGUUUCACAGAUUCUACGCUAACUUGAAGCCCACUCAGUUAGCAGAAAACUUUAGAGGAAAUAGUAUGUUAAGUUUACUUAUACUAGAGUUAGUGAGUUUAAGAAACUGCAAUUUUUUACCUUUUUUGUUUAGGAUCCUCACCAGCCGUGCCAACAGGUUUUAAAGCCCCAGGCCGACUAGAUUAUCGUGAACAAGGCAAAGUGAGCAGUGUGAAAAACCAAGGAGGUUGUGGAUCGUGCUUUGCCUUUGCCGCUGUAGCAACAAUCGAAAGUAUCUAUGCGUUGCGAAAACAAAAAAGCCCUCCGGACCUAAGUGUUCAACAAGCUCUUUCAUGCACAAUCGGUGAUGGACACAACGAUGGAUGUAAGGGUGGAUUUGGGCCAGGAGUUUUGUGGUACUUUAAGGACAAUGGCAUAACAAGUUGGAACGAUUUCCCAUACGUUGUUGGAAACGGUGGAGCCAUGCCACCGUGCUGGGACAACAAACCAAUUGUGACACAACUCAAUGGCGAUGGACCGGUCAGCAAGAACGAAAACGAAAUGGUCGACAACUUGGUGCUGAAUGGUCCCAUCCUAUCCGCUAUCAAUGCUGAUCCACUACAAUAUUAUAAAGGCGGAAUAGCACACGGCAUUAAAGGUGGCAGAAACCAUGCUGUGGUGAUUGUGGGCUACGGUAACGAAGGAGAGGACUACUGGAUUGUGAAAAACUCGUGGGGUGAAGGCUGGGGUGAAAGAGGCUACUUUAGAGUUGGCAGAGGUCACAAUGAUUUGAGAAUUUCCGAAGACAAUUACGCUGCCUACAUGGAUUCGCCUUAG